AUGAGAGUUCCCAUAGCCGGAGGCCCUGCUGAGCUACUCCGCUCCCGCAGGAGGUCGACAUCAUACAAUCCCUCAGAAGACGAGCUGUAUAAUUGGGGCUGCAUCAGGGCCGAAGUGACCUAG
Fusarium venenatum is the source of this 123-nucleotide messenger RNA. Lineage: Eukaryota; Fungi; Ascomycota; Sordariomycetes; Hypocreales; Nectriaceae. The record is from RefSeq and is a predicted model, not a curated record.